This is a messenger RNA of Amyelois transitella, 2843 nucleotides long. RefSeq names its product bleomycin hydrolase. The coding region runs from base 82 to 1542 and encodes 486 amino acids. Lineage: Eukaryota; Metazoa; Arthropoda; Insecta; Lepidoptera; Pyralidae. Gene Ontology annotation, molecular function: cysteine-type aminopeptidase activity. The record is from RefSeq and is a predicted model, not a curated record. The transcript has 12 exons. Gene Ontology annotation, cellular component: cytoplasm. Gene Ontology annotation, biological process: proteolysis; L-homocysteine catabolic process; response to toxic substance.
UCUCCUUCUCACGGAGCUGCUGUUUGACGUCUGCGGCUUGAUAUUUUUGUUUGAUUUAAUUUUUAAGUAUUUAUACACUUCAUGCUUGUAAAUAAAAUCAUUCGCUCAGCGUUUUUGUACUGUAAAACGUCUUAUUUGCUAAAAAUAUCUUCAGCAGCCAUGUCAUCAAAACCGCUGACAAUAGACCUUUUGGGCAAGCUAAGGAAUGAGUAUUACUCGGAUCCCAAAAAUGAGCUGGCUCAAAAUGUAUGCACCAGGUUUGAUCCCUUCGAAGUGGCUAUUAGCAGAAAGAAGACAGAUGGGGCCUUCCAUGUCUAUAAUAUCAAGGUGGAGUCUGAAGGCAAGCCGGUGACGAACCAGGAGAACUCCGGUAGAUGUUGGCUGUUCGCCGCGCUCAACGUGAUGCGUCUACCGUUCAUGAAGAAGUACGCCAUUGAGGAGUUUGAGUUUUCGCAGAGCUACUUAUUCUUCUGGGACAAAAUCGAACGCUCCCACUACUGGCUGAACAACAUUGUGGAGACGGCCAAGGCAGGAGAAGAACUUGAAGGUCGACUUGUCAACUUCUUGCUUAAGGACCCCAUAAACGACGGCGGCCAAUGGGAUAUGAUAGUGAACCUCGUGAACAAGUAUGGAGUAAUGCCCAAGAAGUGCUAUCCGGAGUCGUUCAGCUCCAAAAAGAGUAUGCAUAUGAACGCCAUCAUCAAGACUAAGUUACGCGAGUACGCGAAGGAAUUGCGCGACAUGGUGGCUGCUAAGGCUUCGGACGAGUUCAUUCAGAAGGCAAUCAACAAACAGAUGGCUGUUAUAUUCAAUAUCGUCGCUACUUGCUUGGGUACCCCCCCGGAAAAGUUCACCUUUGAGUUUUACAACAAGGAGAAGGCCUACAACAAUUUCGGCGCCCUCACGCCUCAAGAGUUCUACGAGCAACAUGUUCGCCCGUUGUUCAAUGUUAACGAUAAGGUGUGUCUAGUAAGCGACCCUCGCCAAUCCAAUCCCUUCGGUAAUUUAUACACGCUACAAUGUCUGGGUAAUGUGGUGGGCGGACGACGCACAGCAUACAACAACCAGCCGAUAGAAACUCUCAUGAACGUGGUGAAGGACAGUAUCCAAGGCGGCGAGGCGGUGUGGUUCGGCUGCGAGGUCUCCAAGAGAUUUGAACGGAAGAACGGCCUCGAAGAUCUUGAUGCACAUGACUACCGUUUGGUGUUCAACACUGAAGUGCAGAUCGGCCUUCAGAAAGCGGACCGGCUUAUGUACGGAGACUCUUGUAUGACCCACGCUAUGGUGUUCACGGCUGUGGGAACUAACGAGCAAGGCAAGCCAUACAAGUUCCGAGUGGAGAACUCUUACAGCGACAAGGAAUAUGACAAGGGGUACCUGAUGCUCACCGAGCCUUGGUUCAGGGAGUUUGUUUUUGAGGUGGUGGUAGACAAGAAAUUCGUGCCCAAAGAGGUUCUGGAGGUGUUCCAACAGGAGCCCAAAGUGCUACCAGCAUGGGACCCCAUGGGGACGCUGGCGUGCCCCUACUGCUCUAGGGAAUAAAGUUGCUUUUAGCAUGUCAUGCACGUGUUCCUUUUUAUAAAAAAAAACGUCAAGAGAAUCUGACGAGACGGAUUUAAAUCAUAUUUUUUUACUAUAAGUCUUGUCGUUGCAUUUGUUUAUGACUUUAAUCUGAGUUAAUUUUUUUUAAAGUUGAUGCUUUUCCUGAUUGGUUGAGGAACUGUCACAUUCAUAUAAGUAUAAUUAUGCUGCCGUCAAGGAAUUCUUUUUUAUUUCAAAUUUCGCUAUUUUUUUUUUUUUUUGUAAAAGGAACACGAAGUUAGUAUUGUUUUAAGUUUUAUAUAUUGACUGAGUUUCGCAAUAAUUCAUACCGGAUUAAGCCUUAAUUGUGUAAUUUUUAUAUUAUAUAAUUGCCAUAUACAUAGGUUAACUUUACCUAUCCUUAUUUAUUUUAUUAAAAUAUACUCUAAACCAAUUUAACAAACGCUUUGUAAUGCCUUAGUAUGAACCAGACAGGACAUUAUCAGAUUUACAGAGCUCAUAUACAAUAGAAAAGCUUUUUUAAUAAUUUGUGAUUUACUUAAUAGAAAAAACUAUAGUGCGUUUAUAACAAGAAAACCAAGCUCAAUAUUACACCAAACACAUUUAGGAUCGCACCUUUAAUGUAUUAAAUACCAAAUAUUAAUUCAUUCAGCAAUAAUAGAUUAGCAUACAUACCUAUUAUAAGAAAUAUAUUUAUCCGAAUGUGUUCAAAUAAAAGUUACCCAAGUAUUCGUGAAAUUGGACAAGGGAUGUCAAAUCUUUCUUUCUAUUAUCUUAAACCUUAGAGUUAGAAAGAGAAAGAAUAUGUAACCUUGUCAAAGAUUGUGAAUAACCCCCACAGGUGAAGAAAGUACUUUCUAUAGAGAGAAAUUAAAAUAUUUUCAUGCAUACAUAUUUUUACUUUGCUUCCUGUUGGUUACUGAUCGUAGUCUCCGAAUCUUUUUGAGGCUUCAAGGCUUUUAAGCUUUGUCAGCCCCGUAUGGGGAAAAGACGUUUUAAUUAUAUGUUAUGUAGAUUAUUAACUAUAACCGCUUUCCAUCAGGUUGGACUGUAUGCACCUUUGCCUACCUAUAUUUGUAUUUUUUUAAUUUUUUAAUUUCUCUCUAUAUAGCUCAUUUUAUACCAUUUAGCCCGAAUUAAAUUCUAAAAACAUAUAUGUACGAGUAUAACCGCCGCCUGGGUGCAGUGUUUGCAACGAUGCUUUUAUUAAAACUAAUUGGCGAUUUUGUGCUGAAAUUGUCUUACGGCAAUGUUAUUGUAUUUAUGUAUUGUGAAUUAGUAAAAUAUACUCUAUUUUUGCA